UAUUAAGAGUAAACUAGAAUCUAUAACGAUAAAUUAACGGCAUUAUUUUCAGUUUUAUCCUGACGUUAGAGCGCAGUUCUUGCUUGCGCUUUCUGAAACUAAAAAAAGUCCUCAGUCAAGUUGUUAAUUCUCAUCUCUCGUAUUUUUUUAAUAGUUUCAUAGGUUAGGUAACAUCUUAACAGCCCGGUGGAGUAAACCGCGAGUAAUAUAUUUUUGCCAUUUUUUUUGUUUACCCUGUUUACCCUUCAGUUUAUUUGUUCGAUUAUCUGCAUGUAUGUUUUGUCACCAAGUGUCGCAAUCAGAUUUGACAGAAAGAUUAAAAAUUCUAUAUGUGCUGAGAAAGCCUGCACUUUGAUCUUCAACCAUAUUUACUCCGAGAAGUGACAGCUAAAAAGCUCUUCGUAACAGCAAGUCUUACUAAAGUGCUCAAUUUUAGGAAUUUCUUAGAAUUUUGUUGAAAAAAUGGCACUUUCCAAGCCCAGGGAUAUUAUUUUCGAACUAGUUGGUGCCUAUUUUAACAGACUUUAUACAAGUCCUGUGAGAACGAAAGCGGUUACAAGUUGUGUUUUUGCCACACUAGGAAAUCUAAUUUCCCAAAAAUUAUCUGGCGCCAAAUAUUUGAACCAAGACAGUUUAGUUGCAUUCGCUCUAUUCGGACUUCUGAUCGGUGGUCCAGUGCCACAUUAUUUUUAUAUGUACGCCCAGCGGUAUUUGAAACAUCCCAUGGGGCUUUUGCUGGUUGAAAGAUUGUUGUACACACCAGGAUUUUUAGCUCUAGCACUUUAUAUGCUUGCGCGAUUUGAGGGGAAAUCGCACGAAGCAUCACGUGACCAGUUGAAAAAACUUUACUGGCCAACACUCACAGCCAAUCUGAAAUAUCUCACGCUUUUGCAGUAUAUCAACAUACGAUUCGUACCACCUGUGCUACGUGUUUUGUUCGUGAACAUGGUUGGUUUAUUCUGGUCUGUUUACUUAGCCAAUCAACGUGCGAAACUCGCCAAAGAUAAAUCUGCUAGGAACUAGUAUAUUUAUUUCCUAUCAGCAGACUGACUCUUUUUUUGUUAUAGAAAGGUGAAUUUUACCUUUUGGAAUUAUGUUAUCAAACAAAUGGGGGUGGUUCGUUAUAUAAAACUAAAACUAUAUUACGUUAAUGGAUAGAAACUAUGUUAUAGUGAAGUGUAAAUUACAAAAAAUUAUAUAUUUUCUACUUACGUUCUUCAUCUACAAAGAAAUCCAGUAGGUAAUUUUUGGAAUCAAAAAUUAAGAUCAAAUUGCUGGAAUUAUUGCAUUUUUUACAGUCAUUUAAUAUUAGAGAUUUGAUAAACUUUUAUUCUACUUAAAAAUAAAAAGAAGCUUACACUGCGAUAAAAAUAUAAAGUGAUGUAUAAAUCAUCUUAAGUCUGUACAUUCCAAUGUAAAUUGUUUAUAAAUAUAAUAGAAAGUAUUUUCAG
This is a messenger RNA of Belonocnema kinseyi, 1451 nucleotides long. Its product is annotated as peroxisomal membrane protein 2. The transcript is spliced from 5 exons. The coding region runs from base 463 to 1023 and encodes 186 amino acids. NCBI's taxonomy places the organism in Eukaryota, Metazoa, Arthropoda, Insecta, Hymenoptera, Cynipidae. Gene Ontology annotation, cellular component: membrane; cytoplasm. The record is from RefSeq and is a predicted model, not a curated record.